CAAAUCGGUUUAAGAAGCACAGAGUUCCCAAAACAUGCGAUAAUAGACCCACCGGGAAGCCAAACAACAAAUCCCCUGCAGCCCGAAGCUUUUAUCGUCUCCCAGCGUUUUUGUGGGAAUCACAGAUCCUCUUGACACCUCCAGCCCUCAGCGCUUAUCUUCUCCUGGGGAGGUAGUCACAUCAACCCGUGUUUGUGCUAUUCAUUUCCUGAACCCGGUCUUCGUUGAAAAACACAAAGUGCCCAAGCACGCCCUCGACUUGAACUAAAUAGAGAAGGCGUGUACGGUCGAUAAUGGACGUACUUCUGCUAUUGAGGUUUUUCUCCUUUUGAUUCCAACCCAUCGUUGUGACUUCAUCCCGCCUUAGUGAGAAGCCUGGUGUUGAUCUUGUGAUGACAAAAAAAGGGCCCACAGACAUGCUCUAUUGUUAAACAGAACCACAUGAGGAGAUAUUUGGUUGUCAUGGUCACACACACACUCACCCGAUUUGCCACUAGGCCGAGGGGAGAGUGCAUGAUAUAAAGGUUGGGUUAAAACGGGGGUUUGUGUGGUGGAAAAGUCCAAUUGAUCAAAUGUUUUAAUGUUCAAAAUAUCACUUGUAUUAUAGCGGUGGUUGAUUUGUAAUAUCUUCAAGAAUAGUUCAUGUCUAAAUUGUGUUUUUGAGAUGCAUAAAAUUCACUGUUUUGUAAAGUAUUUUACUUUUUGAAGUAUUUAUAUAUUUAUUUUUUUCACGCUUUACAUUUUCAAAGUGAGCACAGAUCAACUGAGACUCUGCCGAGUGACGGUCAAACAUGCAAGUAAAGCAACAAUAAGAAAAACAUCAUCAAAAUCGGGGGGCUGCGGGGGGCUUUAAAUGACACCGAAUUGUGAGCCUUUGUCAUCACCCCUGAGGGUAAACCUGUCAUCGUGUAGACGUUGCAGUAUAAUUCCACUGCCUGAUGUGAGGAUGGAUCAGGAGGAGGGUCGAUACGGGAGAGGAGGUCGGGAAUGUGUGUGUGGGGGGGGGGGCAGCAGAGACGAUCUCCUAGCAGAUCACCCAAACUUGCAUUGGAUCUGCGUUGCGACUCAUUUGACGGUUUGCUCCUCCGCUUGCUUUCUGCGCGGCGUCCUGCCGGCGUGAGUGAUCUCAUGGAAUGCACACGGGAUCCUUCUUCAAGAAAACACUCAGCCAAGACUCUGCUCUCGACUGCUCUCCCGCCCAGACAGGAGCCUCUACGUGGGUCCGUUCCAAUGAAAUUCUACGGAUACCUCUUUGAGACGUAGAUCGCGGGGUUUUGGGAUGUGAUGCAAGGUUUCUUCGCUGACUGGAUCGAUGCCGUACUGAAGGCGAGGGGAAAAUGCGGAUGCCACCGUUCAUUUGGAUUCUGCACUUCAUGCAUCUCACAGGAGGUCAAGAUGGCACGAGACGAAGUUCCUCCGUGGGGAGACACUGUCCGGCAGGCUGCGCCACAUGCUCCGUCCCGAAUGGCUGCCUGUCCUGCAAACCUCGCCUCUUCUUCCACCUGGAGCUGGACGGCAUGCGUCAGAGGGGCACCUGCGUGUCCUCGUGCCCCCGGGGUCACUAUGGCAUGCGCUCGCCACACAUCAGCACCUGCGCAAGGUGCAAGGACGACUGCUCCUCCUGUUUCAGUGAAAAUUUCUGCACGCUCUGUCACCCGGGUCACUUCCUGUUCCGGGGCAAAUGCGAGAGCCGCUGUCCAGAUGGGCUGACGGCCGACACAGUGCUGAGAGAAUGCACAGAGUGCUCUGUGGGCUGUGAGAUGUGUGUGAGGAGCGUGUGUGUGAGGUGUCACACACACGCAGACGUCUACCUGCUCGACGGUCAGUGCCAUCUCACCUGCCCGGGGGGAUUUGAGCCGGACUUGCAGCUCAUGCAAUGCAUCCCCCAAGUGUUGGGCGGGUCGCCAGAGAAGUAGGAUGUCUUGCGUACUGCGACCGGAUGCAGUAGGACAUCCUGGUGUUUCUGCCUUACUGAAACCUAUGGUAGUAUGGGUAGUGGAACGCACAGCUGGUUUUUUUUCUCUCAUUACCUGCGAGUACUUUCUCAUCAUCAUCAUCAUCCUCGUCAUCUCUCUCUCCUCAUAGUGCACUGUGAGGUUGGAGGAUGGACAGUUGGGGGUCUGUGUGUUUGCAAAAGGAGCACGCGGACUCACAGAAAGAGGCAGGAGACACAUAGCCGACAAGUUCUGCGGCCUUCCGAGUGUCAGGUGGUGUGCCAUCACAAAGAGAAUAGAGUAGGUUUUAAUAAGUUAGAGAGCGUAUUAUAGACCAUUGGUUUACAUUGCAGAGAUAUUCAACUGUUUAUAUUUUAAACUGUUGUAAAUUAAAAACUAAUGUCAAUCUAAAAGAGUUGUCUAUGCAAUCAAGAGGAAGUUAUUAAAAGUAAUGGAUGGAUCCAAUGUAUUUAUAUGCAGUAAUUGUGUGCAGUAAUUGUGUACCCAUUAAUUCAACACCUGUUUGACCGCCUGUAUGAUAAAUACAAAUGUUGACACAAUGUACAUUUUUACAAAUGUAUACAUAUUUUUGUAAAAAUAAUAAAUCUAAAUAUCAUGUAUGAAUAAUU
Molecule: messenger RNA, 2563 nt
Organism: Gasterosteus aculeatus aculeatus (three-spined stickleback)
Lineage: Eukaryota; Metazoa; Chordata; Actinopteri; Perciformes; Gasterosteidae
Product: R-spondin-3
Source: RefSeq, a predicted model, not a curated record